UGUCAUCAAGAAACCAUCGGGAAGAUGCAUGCAAUUUGCCAUGUGUUUCUGGGUCUAACUUGUUCUUUUUGUGCUCCUGAGUUUUGACCCUUUACAAAAUAUAACGUAUGUUUCCUCUUGGAAAUUUGAACCAGAAUAGCGUGCCAAAAACCUCAAGGACUUGCUCAUUCAAAGGUCUCACAAACCCUUACAGCAAGGAUCAAAGCGAACUGGAAAGUUCCAUGUGUUCUUCCCAAUCAAAAUAGAGGUUCAGAGCCACCACCAAGUUUUUGCCGCACCUUUCAGGGAAGAAAAUUUCUCCACAUUAUUCUUCUGGUGUAGCGCUUGCAAAAAGGCCUGGACUUGGAAUUACAGUUUCAUCCUCCUCCUGGCUUCAGUUUCCCAAAGACCCAAAAGAUAAAAAUCCAUUAUUGAAUCAAGUCAUGUCAGUUUCAACAAGCUCAUGUGCUGUUGCAAAGCAAUGCUUGAUGGCCGAAAGUGGAGUUGAGCAGAUUGAAUUGCUCAAUGCACAUGAUGAUAUACAUGGGGGAGUUAUUGUAGACAUGAAAGACCAGCCCAUGGAUUCUGAGGUCUUUGGUUCUUUGCUCAAAGCUUCACUGUCAGAAUGGAGGCAAAAGGAAAAGAAGGGUGUUUGGAUCAAAUUGCCGAUUGAACUCUCAAAUCUUGUUCAUGCUGCAGUUCAGGAAGGAUUUACUUAUCACCAUGCUGAAUCAGAUUACCUAAUGCUUAAACGUUGGCUGCCUGAAACUGUUGAUACUCUUCCUGCGAAUGCCUCUCAUCGAGUGGGCAUUGGUGCUUUCAUCAUGAACAGUAAGAGAGAGGUGCUUGUGGUUCAGGAGAUCAAUGGCAGAUUCAAAGAUACAGGUGUCUGGAAGAUGCCAACUGGGGCUGUUAAUGAAGGAGAGGAUAUUUGUGCAGCAGCAGUUAGGGAAGUCAAAGAAGAGACAGGAAUUGAGACAGAGUUUGUGGAAAUAUUAGCGUUCAGGCAAAGCCACAAGUCAUUCUUUCAAAAAUCAGAUUUAUUUUUCGUUUGCAUGUUAAAACCGCAAACCUUUGACAUACAGGAGCAGAAUCAAGAGAUUGCAGCAGCCCAGUGGAUGCCAUUUGAGGACUAUGCAGCUCAACCCUUUGUCAAACAAAACAAACUCUUUGAUUAUGUAGCAGAAAUAUGUUUGGCAAAAACAGAUGAGCAUUAUACUGGUUUUACUCCUCUAGCAACGACUACAUCCUCCGGAAAAGCAAGCUACUUGUAUUUCAACCACCGGGAUAUGGGUGGCCUACUCACUUCUGAUAAACAACAGUAGAAAAAUUGAUCCAACUCCAUAACAUAUAUGCAAGAACAAUUCCUGUGAAUCACCAUUGUUGUAAAAUCCCUUCUAAUUAAUGUUAUAAAUAGUGUCAUACCUUUCAUUC
Messenger RNA from Rosa rugosa (rugosa rose), 1413 nucleotides. RefSeq names its product nudix hydrolase 2-like. The transcript has 10 exons. Lineage: Eukaryota; Viridiplantae; Streptophyta; Magnoliopsida; Rosales; Rosaceae. The record is from RefSeq and is a predicted model, not a curated record. Gene Ontology annotation, molecular function: NAD binding; NADH pyrophosphatase activity; ADP-ribose diphosphatase activity. The coding region runs from base 423 to 1304 and encodes 293 amino acids.